AUGAAGCUAGAGCAUGACAAGAUAGUACCCUUGAUAGAGGAAUGUAGUGCCAUUCUCAAGAGGAAGCUUCCUAAAAAACUAAAGGACCCAGGAUCAUUCAGCAUUCCAUGUGAAAUAGGACAGGGCACUGUUGGAAGAGCAUUGUGUGACUUGGGAGCAAGCAUAAACUUGAUGCCUUUAGCUAUCAUGAAGAAAUUAGGCAUAGAGGAAGUGAAGCCCACCAAUAUCACACUACAGCUAGCUGAUAGAUCAUACACUUAUCCUUAUGGAAUAGUUGAAGAUUUAUUGGUUAAAGUUGAUAAGUUUAUUUUCCCUGCAGAUUUGCCAUUUUGGACAUGGAGGUGGAUGCUAAUAUUCCCUUGA
Abrus precatorius (Indian licorice) is the source of this 363-nucleotide messenger RNA. RefSeq lists its product as uncharacterized. The record is from RefSeq and is a predicted model, not a curated record. The transcript has a single exon. Bases 1 to 363 code for a protein of 120 amino acids. NCBI's taxonomy places the organism in Eukaryota, Viridiplantae, Streptophyta, Magnoliopsida, Fabales, Fabaceae.